UGUGCCCGUCCGCUCGCUUGCUUCCACUCAGCCAGCGUCCCCAGAUCCCCUCGUUUAUGCUGCGUUAAUGAUGAAGUCGCUACGAAAGUCCCUCAACGGGAACAAGGAUGUUCACCGUCUUCAGAUCUCCACCCCGCUGCCUUUGCCUUCCAUAUCUAAACCUCUCUCUGCCUCCCUGCCGCCGCAGAAAGUCAUUCGUGCAAUCAAUUCGCAUAGGCCAUCCGCGCCUACUCAGCUGCCCUUCUCAAAGGGCGAUUUCUUUUAUGUCACUGGCGAUCCGGACAAUUACGGACCUUGGUAUGAGGCCCACAAUCCUGUCACAGGUGCUCGAGGACUUGUUCCUAAGAACAUGUUCGAGGAAUUCUGCAAGAGCCCCAACCCAAUGCGCUCUUCUCACAUCAGUGUCGGCCCCAGCAGUCCAGUCAGCCCAUUAGGACCGCCUAAAUCCCCGGGAACCCAAAAAACUAGCGUUUUCUAUGCUAUCGUGAUCCAUGACUUCACUGCAGAACGCACAGACGAACUCGACGCGAAAGCAGGUGAUCCGAUCUCAGUUGUUGCUCACUCAAACCGUGAAUGGUUCGUUGCCAAGCCGAUUGGUAGGCUUGGUCGACCGGGUUUGAUUCCUGCUACCUUCGUGCAAGUGCGAGAUCCUGUAACGAAUAUUCCUAUUCUCGACAUGAACGCCCUGAUCGAUCGCGGAGACCUUCCCGAGGUCGAGGAUUGGAAGCGGGCGAUGAUUAACUACAAACAGAGCUCCAUUGCACUGGGGGUAAUCGAAGAACCAAAGUCUUCGGUCACGAAUAGCCCAUACGCAACCUCCCCAUCGGCUUCGCAACCUGCUCAGACUUCAUCUACCACACCCCUCCCGGAUGGUAUCCUCCUUUCAGCCAGUGUCGUUUCUUUCCACUUCGAACUGAAUGAGUAUUGGUUCCGAGUUGAUGCCAUCUUCCAACCCUAUGCUUCUGAUGGGUCUUCUGAACUUCCGAUGGCUAAGCAGCUCGUCCUCUUCCGUGCGUACCGUGAUUUCUACGACUUCCAAUUGCAUCUUUUGGACACAUUCCCCCACGAGGCUGGCCGUGAGCCUCCUUCGCCCCGCAUCUUGCCUUUCAUGCCCGGACCGUCAUCAGAAGUGAAUGACCAAGUGACCGCCACACGACGGGAGGAAUUAGACGCCUACCUUCACCAGUUGUGCGCGCUAAACUCCAUGGGAGCACCGUACAUAUUAGAGCAUCAACUGAUCCGUGACUUCCUCGCUUUAAAGCCGGGUGACUACGAGCAUGAAAUCGAGCCUCGAUAUAGCGAGCUUGAUGCCUUGGCUGCUGGGGGGGGAAAUCAGGAGGUUGCAGAUGGUUGCUCCGUAACCCAGGACUUCGAUGAAGAGGUCCGUCACACCCUUGGCGACGUCAGGUUGUCCGACAGGGACGACCGCAGUGAUGGGUCGUAUUAUGGUGAAGAUCGUACGCCACCAACCCAGGUUCACUCCAUUCAUCACCUUGGGCACCAGCGUUCUACCACACUGACAUCCAUCCACCGCAAUGGCUCACAAGCACAAGCUUCUCCCGUGGGUGGCUUCCAUGAAAAUGGGGCAUCGCGUGGGUCGGUGUCUUCGGAUUCUCACCUACCCGACUACAAACCCUCACCACCGUCUUCAAUGCACUCUUCCCAACCCUCAUCACGGACCCGUUCUCACUCUGCAGCUAACACCAAUCUGAACGCUCCUCCUGUAUCCGCAGAGAAUCCACAGACGGCAUUCGUGAGGAUCAAGAUAUUUGUCGCUGAUGACUUGAUUGCGAUCCGAGUCCACCCCAAAGUCACGCAUUCUGAGCUGAUGAAGAAGGUUCAAGGGAGACUUGGCGCAAAUAUCACCACUCUCCGGUAUCGCGACAGUCUUAGCAACGAGUUCGUGGGUCUCGAGAACGACGGUGACCUGCGGGAAUGGCUGGACCGCACCGCUAAACAUGUUCUGUAUGCCGAAUGAUACGCGUCGUGCGGAGAUAUCGCUUAUGGUUUUAGUCUGUUGUUCAAUUCGUUUUUCGCCCACGUUCCUUGCUUUCCUCUUGUUUCAUCCCUCUUUUGCAUCGGUGUAGUGCUAUUUAAUCGUCAGCUCCCCGGUGGUCGCAGUGCGUUGUCAGGAUUUCCACUUGUCACUACAUUGUGUUCAGCAUAUGUUACCUUAAUACUCGACGCUGGAUGAUUUGGCGUGUUUCCACAACAGUUCUGUACUUUCACUGAAUGUAUUCCUUCGUCUC
Molecule: messenger RNA, 2249 nt
Organism: Pisolithus orientalis
Lineage: Eukaryota; Fungi; Basidiomycota; Agaricomycetes; Boletales; Pisolithaceae
Exons: 2
Coding region: 68-1978 (636 amino acids)
Biological process (GO): conjugation with cellular fusion
Cellular component (GO): mating projection tip
Molecular function (GO): phosphatidylinositol binding; protein binding
Source: RefSeq, a predicted model, not a curated record